Molecule: messenger RNA, 8233 nt
Organism: Acipenser ruthenus (sterlet)
Lineage: Eukaryota; Metazoa; Chordata; Actinopteri; Acipenseriformes; Acipenseridae
Product: rootletin-like
Exons: 29
Coding region: 1-4464 (1487 amino acids)
Source: RefSeq, a predicted model, not a curated record
AUGCCGGCCUACCCCCACCUGGAUGGGUGGCUGCGCACUCUACCAGAGGUGCUCCAGUAUAAGCAAAGAUGUGGGGAAUUGGAGCAGCUGGUGCUGGAAAAAACCUAUGAGUCAGAGAAACUGAAACACUCGUUACAGAUCCGUCUGGACUUGGCCGAGUCUCAUCUGCACCGCACGGAGCACAAGCACAGCACUGACCUGGAGAGCUCACUCAACCAGCUGGAGGAGGAGCAGGAGAGAAUCCUGGAGCUGACGGAGAUGGUGAAGCACCUGAAGUCUCAAAGAUCUGAAAAGGAGAAAAAGGUGACAGCUCUCCGGGCGACAGUGGAGGCAAUGGAGACGAGCCAGGCUGAAGACUCCUUGGAGAUGGAGGUUCUCAAAUGCAAGAUUAAAAAUCUACAGCAAGUCCUCCACAGCAUCACUCAAGUAGCUCGAGCUGAUUCAGAGAUUGCGUUGUCCUCAGACGGCCCGCUGCGUGCUCCCUCGCGACACUCCUCUCCCACCCUCACUCGCUCGGCCUUGCGCAGCUCCUCCCACUCUUUCCGAAACUCCGCCUUGGUUGCAGUCCAGAGAGCACUGCAGCGGCGCCAGCUCCAAGUGCAGGAGCUGCGCGUGCGUCUAGAAGACGCCCAGGAGCAGACAGGGGCCCUGCGCAGGCAGCUGAUGGACAGGGACACAGAGAGGACCCUGGAGCAGAGACUCCAGCAGCUGAGACAGGAGAGCCAGCAGGUUGAGCGAGCCAUGGAGGAGAGCAAGAGAGACAGCCAGAGCUACCACUCCUCGCUGGAGAUCAUUGGGAGUGAGAAGGGCAACCUGGAGAAGCUGAUCCACAGCCUGAACCAGCAGAUCGACUCCCUGCAGGGUGACCUGGAGAAGCUGAAGGGUGUGAACCUUGACCUCCAGAACCAGCGAGACCACCUGGAGAGAGAGAGCGAGCGUAGCUGCAAGGAGGUGGAGCGAGGCCAGAAGAGCCUGGAGCAGCUGGAGCUGAAGAACUUGAGCUUGAGGAAGGAGCUGGUGACUCUGAAGAAAGCCCUGAGCCAGGUUACCCUGCACAAGGAGGUGCUGGAGGAUGAGAAGACAGGCCUGAGCACAUCACUCAUCAAGGCAGAGUCGCAGUAUGGAGAUCUGGAGCUCACCCACAACAAGCUGCAGACCGAGGAGGCCACGCUGCGGGAUUCACUGGACAAGAUGGGGGCUCGCAAUGAGGGGCUGGCCAGAGACAAGGUGGCGCUGAACCGCCUCAUCCUGCAGAUGGAGGGUGAGAAGGCCCAGCUGGGGGAGCAGCGGCAGGAGGUGGAGCAGGAGUGCGCGGCGGCCAGGGAGGAGGUGUCCCGGCUGCAGCAGGAGCUGCUGGACCUGAGCACGGAGAAGCACGCUCUGGAGAAAACGCAGCACAGCCUGGAGGAGAGCCACAAGAGACUGAAGCAGGAUCUGGGCCUCCUCCGCAGGGAUAAAGCACAGAUCCAGGAGCAGCACAUGCAGGUGAGCCGGCAAAGGCAGAGCCUGUCCAAGCAGCUGACCCAGAGCAGCAGGGAGAUGGAGAGCCAGGCCAAAGCACUCCUGCAGGCCGUCCGAGAGAAGGAACAGCUGAGCGUCCAGCUGACCGCAGCAGAGCGUGAGAGCCGGGGGCUGGCUGAAGAGGUGGCAGCACUGAGGGCGGAGAAGGAGCCACUGGAGACGGCUCUGUUUGAGGCACAGCAGCUGGUCUUUGCACUGGAGGGACGUAAGAGCCAGCUGGAGGAAGAGAACCAGGCCCUGCUGGUUACUCAGGAGACUCUCACAGAGUGGAAUUACAGCUACAGGAGAGGAGACAAGGGGAAGGAGUCGGUGGGUCCACAGCCCAAGAGGGAGGAGACCGAGCGUCCACAGCAAGAGGGAGGAGUCGGCGAGGUGGAUCGCGUGCGAGACGAGGCUGAGCUACAGGUCAAGAAGCAGGAGAGAGACCGGAAGAUGCUGAGAGAGGCACAGAUCGCCAUGGGCAACAUGGAGCAUGCGCACCGCGAGGAGAUGGACCGGGCCAGGAAAGAGAAGGAGAGUCUGUGUCUGGAGCUGACAGCGGAGCGGGAGGGGGCAGUGCGCAGGCUGCAGCAGGAGCGCGAUGACAUCACGGCGCACUGCGAGGCAGAGAAGAAGGAGCUGAAGGAGGAGAUGGGUGCCCUGCAGCAGGACAGGGACAAGAGCCUCAUUCUGGCUGAGAACAAUAAACAGGCGCUGUCCCUGAAGGAGUCGGAGAAGAUGCUGCUGGCAGAGAAGCUGGCCAACGCUCAGCAGAAUCUGGCCAACGUUACAAUGGAGAUGGAGCGCAUGCGGAGAGAGGCGCUGAGCUGCCAGGAACAGGACAAGCUGGAGGAGUUGAAGUUGCAGCUGCGCAUGACGAAGGAUGCUCAUGAUGCUGUGCGCUGGGACCUGAUCGAGGCUCACAGGUGUGUGCGAGAGUGUGCAGAGGCACGGGACGCUCAGCACAAGGAGGUCCUGGAACUGCGACGGGCUCUGAGCGACGAGGCCCGCGAAAAGGAGGCCAUCUUACACUCCAACGAGGAGCUGAGGGGCAACAUGAAGCAAGCAGAGAGCGACAGGAGCAGUCUGAAGAGAGCCAACGAGGAGAAAGAGCAGAGACUGGCAAUCCUGGAGGAGUCGAAGGCCUCCUUGCAGAAGGAGGCAGCUAAGCUGAGAGGCAUCCUGAGGAAGGUGGAGAAAUCACAGCUCAAGACUAAACGAGAGCUACACAAGCGGCGCAGACAGGUGAAGCUCCUGGACAGUGAGCGUGCAAAGCGCAGUAAGGAGCUGGGUGAGCUGCAGGCAUGGGUCUCACAGGAGGAGCAGAGAGAGGAGAAGAACCGCCAGGAGACCUUCAGCCUCAAACAGAGGAUAGUCGAGACAGAGGCCUGCAAGGAGUCCGCCUUCAAAGAGGUGGCGCUGUUGCAGCAGCAGGUGGCGGAGGUGGAGUACGAGGCGUGGCUGCGUGAGAAGGAGCUGCAGUGCCACGUGGAGGAGCUGCAGGAGGGGGAGCGACGUCAGCAGGAGAGCGCGAGGGAGCUGCAGGGGGCGCUGCAGCGAGCAGGAGUCGAGGCUGGAGACCUUGCCCUGCAGCUCAGCACCUCCAAGGCUCGGGAACAUGGGCUGGAGGUCGAGCUGGGCAAGGCAGAGUCCACCAGGCUAGAACUGGAGUUUAGAAUGGGGGGCCUGCACUCCGUCCUGCGGCGCACCCUGGGCAUCGCCCGCACAGGCAGGGCACAGAGCUCAGGGGCACGGGGGCACAGCCCCUCACCCAGGAGAGUGGUGUCUCCACUGAAAGGGGUGGACAGCCUGGACAGACUGCGCAACUACAGCCCCUCCGGCAGCCGUGGCAACUUCCCCCUGUGCUCACUCUCCCCCUCGCGUGGGGGUGGGGGGGUGGGGGACCUGGACCCCGAGGUGGUGCGGGCCGCGCUCAAGGACUUCCUGCAGGAGCUGUGCGAGGCUCAGAGAGACCGGGAUGAAGCUGAGAUCCAGGUUCUGAACCUGACUCGCCAGUUGGGGGAGCUAGAGAGCAAUCGAGACCACACCAACACUCGCAUCCAGCAGCUGCAGAAAUCACUGUCCGAGUCUGAGGAAGGGAAGCGGUGUGCGGACAUCCGGCUCAGUGGUGCUCAGACGUCCCUCAUGCUGCAGGAGGAAGCGAUUCGGCGCAGGGAGUGCGAGAGGAAGGCACUGCGGAAGCAAAUGGCUUCCCUGGAGCGCUGUGUACAGGCAGCAGAGGCAGAGAAGAGAGAUCUGCAGGAGGACCUGGACUCUGCCCGGGAGUCUCUGUCGGAGUGUAAGAAGCAGAACCACAUCCUGACGGAGAGGCUGCAGGCCCUGCAGGGAGAGCAGAAGGACACAGAGCUGCGAUGCCUGGAGCUGGAGGGGCAGAGCAAGCACCUUCAAGAGAUGCUGUGGCAGCAGCAGGGCAGCGAGCAGGGGGCUCUGGAGGAGGACAGGCAGGCCCUGCAGGAUCAAGAGCUGGAGAGCGAGUGCCGCGACAUGUUGAGAGCAGGAGCCCGUCUGGAGAAGGACAAGGCUGCUCUCAGAAAAACCCUUGACAAAGUUGAGCGAGAGAAGAUGAAACAGGAGGAACAAGCCAUGCGCCUGGGAGUGGAGAGGGGGCAGCUGGAACAAUCGCUGAGAAGCGUGGAGCAGGAACUGGUGGAUCAGCAGGCCCAAGUGCAGCAGCUGCAGGCAAAUAUCUCAGAUCUGGAGUGUACGCACGCACAGCACCUCAUGGAGGUGACAGCGCGGCACUGCCAGGAGAUGGACCGGGAAACGGAGCGGCUGCACAACUCCCAAGAGCAGGCUGCACGAGACCUGGAGGCACGGGAGAGAGCCCAUCGGCAGCGUGUCAAGGGGCUGGAGGGGCAGGUGGCCACUCUGAAGGAGCAGUUGGACCAAGAGAUGAGGCACAGACAGGCCUACGUCAACCAGAUUCUGCGACCCGGAAUGUAACCUGUCACCUAGCAACAGACCGGGAGCGCCCUUCUCUCCAGUCCAGUCCCCACCUCCAUAUGCAGGGCCUUGGAGGCUUGGGCUACAGUUUAAACUUGCAUUUAAUCACUGGCUCAGAAGAAGUUUGUUACUCUGACUCUAGUCUAGCCCACUAACAAGAAAUGUGAUUAGUUUUAUUUACAUUAUUUAUAUUUGUAGGGGGUGCUAACAAAGCCAACACUUAACUGAUUUUAAAGAAAAAGACUAGUAAAAGGACUGUAAAUUAAAAGUUCAAAGAAAGAACAGAAAAAAAAAACAGUACAGAACAUGCCACUUAGAGCCCACUGGCCGACAAAGGCCAUCAUGUCACCAGUAUUAUAUUCUAAUUGAUAUUAGUAGUAGUAUAAUUGGUAAUGAACUAUAUAACAACAUUGCAUUAUGAGUUGCUACAUUAUAGUUACCAUGCUAUACAUUAUUAUUAUUAUAGGAUAACCAGAUAGCAAUAAACAAUCAUGUUUCAAUUUCAUGUUUUAUGUUGGAAGAGAUUGAUCAACAGAGCCUCACAAUCUAAAGUUUUGCAUCAAUGUGAAGUAGACAGGCGUGUUCCCACCAGUCCUCUAUUUCCCCCUAUUUCAUAAUUGUGCAGCAGCAUCAGAGAUUAGCACCCCAGUAACCCUAAGCAGUCUUAUCAAUCACUGUUGGGUAUUGUCUUCGCUGGAGGCUGGCAGGGAAACCAGUGCCCUUGUAAAGGUUUACCAAAAUAACAGCAUAGCCACGUAUAAUGAAGCCUAGUGAAACCAUGGUAAAGCAUAGGUAAGAUAUGUAAAGCACAGAGAAGUAUGGUAAAGCAUAUUCAUAAACAUGGCAAACCAGAGUAAACUAUGAUAAAUUCACAGUAUAACCAUGGGCAUAGGCGGCGCGUAUGAGGCUUGGGGAGGCUAAGCCUUCUCAAAAUAAAACCCUCACAAGAAAUUAUUCUGACCAACACAAAAAAUAUUUGUGAGAGAAGCUAGAUUUUUUUUCCCACAAGCGUGCAAAGCAGGUCUAACAAACUUAUUUCUCGUUUUCCUACUGUGCAACCGCCAAACCGCUAGGGCAGCUGAGAUAUCAAAAUCAACACUGUAGACUGAGAUACAGGAUUUACUUGCAUUUCAAUGUCAUUGGAGGAGACAAUGCUUGGCUGGUUUAACGUUAAUUAUUCCCGCUGAUCUGAGCCCCACUUACAGCUGCAGGAGGCAACCGACAAAAACACAGAAUCCUUUUUGCUCAUUCACUUGCCUAGAACAUCCUCUUCACAAUUUCUAGAUUUAUUCAAAUUGCUGUUAUUUAUAUAAAAAUAACAGCUUGAUCCGAAUCUGAUUUUACAGAACUUGUGGCAAAAUAUUUUCGUACAAUACUGUCUGUUUUCAAGCACCACCGUUUUGUGAGAAUUUGAUAACUGUGACGCUACAGUCAGAACAUACUUCCUUCGACUGUUUGAACAAAUGCCACAUUUCAGAACAGUUUGUGGUGCCAGAUUAUGAAUGUUUGUGAAGUUUUUUCUUUAGAUUUUCCCAGUCCUUCACUCCAUUUUUAGUGAAAGCGAGGUCUCUUUAACUUCUGAAAAAGUGUCUCCAAGGAAAGCAGAAAACCGCAUCUGCCUGCUUACUGUACUCUAAAUAUUUAAACGUAUUUUAAUAUUCUGAUGAAAAUGAAUGAUUUUGCUUACCAAAGACAGUUUUUGGAUACGCAGGUAAACAAGGCUAUGAUGGCCCUGUUGCAGUAUCACCAAGGUCCAAAAUACAGGAUUUGGUUGCAUUUCAAUGUCAUUCGUGGAGACAAUGCUUGGCUGGUUUAACGUCCAUUUUUCCCUCCAAUCUGAGCCCCAUAUUGAUAGUCGAAAGUUUACGAUAAGAGUGCAGUUAUUUUUAUUUUUUUGCAAAUAUACCUUAUGAAAUACGAUGAAUGUCCCUUGAUUGUAAAUAUGAUAGUAAUUGCGUGUUUAGAAGCUUAAUAGACAGUAUUCAUAAUUGAUUUAAAUUGGUGUGGAGUGAUGGAAAUGGUGUUCAAAAUAGGUGUAGGUACUGUAGGACUGCAGAACAGGUUAACGGAUUUAAAGGUUAAAAAAAAAAAAAAAAACAGUGCAACUUGCAGACCUGCUAACCUCUGCGCAUUUUGAGUUGGUAAUACACGGGUACGCGUUUAUCAGAGAUGAUAUGCAAUAAUACGUAAUCCAUAUUUCGAUCUCAUCGUCUAUGAUAUUGCCUGUAGUUAGAGAAAGUGUUGCAUCUAACGGCAGGGCCGGACUUAGGGCAAGCAAGGCAAGCAAGAUAGAUUAACCGUUCAGGUUUUGAGUUUAGUUACGUGAUAGAAUAACCAAUAAGCUUUUGAGUUUAGUUGACGAUCCAAGUUCUCGUACAGUUUAUUUGUAUAAUCACUGACAUUCUACUGUAGCCUAUCAGGCUUUGUUGAGCUGACUCGCUUCUGUUCAACUGCCAGUUUCGGACACAUUGGUGGGAGUGUGAAGUACUGUGACUUGUGAGGAAAUUAUUUCAAACUGGCUACGGUACCUUUGUUUUUUUUUAAUUAAUGCAUUAGUUAUGCAUUCAUUGUCCGAGGAAAAAACCCACUUGCGUUAAAAAAAAAAAAAAAAAAAAAAAAAAACGUGCUCGGUUUAGAUAACUGCAUCGCAUGAAAAGAAAAUACAGCUGAAUGAGGAUUUUACGAGAAUGGCGAGGGAGUAAGUACAAACGUUUAUUAUAAUAAUAUACUACAAUAUUUAAGUUUAAUAUUCUGUUUUUGGCUCGUUGUCCGGUUUUUCACAAACGCCUGUUACCAUACAGGGAUGUCAGUAAAAUUCGAUUUUAUAAAAAUGAGCACAGCAUUAACAUUGUUAAUAUGGUUAAGGUACGUAAGGCUUCUGUUUACUUUGCAAGUAGCGUACAAUUACAUUGUAGAUAAAUGCAGUUUCAUUGUGCUUUAAACAAGUCAUAAACGGCUGGUUUGUGAAUUUAUAUUGAAGUUCAGUAAGAUCAUUAAUGUAGCAUUAUGGAUUUUGUUAACAGUAAUUUUUUUUUUUUUUUUUUUAUGUAAGGACUGGGAAUAAUCGACCCGCAUAAGUGUAAUCCUGUUUAACUGUAUAGCUAAAUAUUUAUGAAAAAAACGAGUAAGCAUGAUAAAGUGGGACUUAAUACUACUACGACUACUAAUAAUAACGUAAUAUCAGAACUACCAGUAUAUGCUUACUGAUACUAACUUUUUAUGAAGCGCUCACUACAAACGAAUGGGACCAGUCUUUUUCGUUUUUUUUUUCCUCUCUUAAUCGCUGAAAUCCAUUUUACCCUCCUGUCUGGAUCAGCAGGAAUCCUGUAGAAGGAAACUUUAUAUUUCUGUCCAGAACAAAAGAAUCGGGCAUUACUGUAAUGUUACCGCGCUAGGCAUUUUGGUCAUCUUCCACAGUAAUGCUGACUGAAAGAGUGUUCAGCUUGGUGACCAAAAACAAAACCCAACACAGAGCCAGCCUGAGCACAGACAUGCUAAAUUCACUGGUGACGCACAAAGUCAUGAUGUCAGCGAAGCAGCAAGUGUGUCCCAUGCUCAGGAAAGCCAAGUCAGCCAUGAAGCUAAACAUCCAAGUGCAGUUUGACCUGUUGGAUUCCCUUCUGUUCCAAACAACUCACUUUGUGGACAGCUAUUACAUUUGGUGCUGGCUUUUUUCCUUUUUUGAAAGUGCUUUGUUUCUUUGUUUUAGAAGCUUAUACAUUUCAAUUUGUUAUGUUUUGACAGUAAAUAAAAUACAAACAUACUACAA